Aureobasidium musti is the source of this 912-nucleotide messenger RNA. NCBI's taxonomy places the organism in Eukaryota, Fungi, Ascomycota, Dothideomycetes, Dothideales, Saccotheciaceae. The record is from the annotation of a GenBank genome assembly.
AUGGCAAGCUUGCAGUACACCACUCUGGACGUCUUCACGACGAAAAAGUUCGCCGGCAACCCACUGGCUGUGUGUCAGGUACCCGAAGGCGUCACCCUCACCCAAGAGCAAAAGCAGACCAUUGCCGUCGAAUUCAACUACUCGGAGACUACUUUCUUACAUCCAUGCUCGAACGAAGGCAGUGAGGUUCCCGAAUGGCCACUGGACAUCUUCACGGUCAAGACCGAGCUACCCUUUGCCGGUCAUCCAACCAUUGGAACUGCAUGUCACAUCCUGAGUCAAACAGGCAAGACCAAGGGUAGAUUCAAGGUCAAAGCCGGUAUCAUUGAACUUGACUAUGCGAAUGGCGUAGCAAAGGCUUCUAUCCCUCACAACACCCACAUCCACUCUACAACCGACUUGUCUGCUUCUGCAAUGUUGGAAUGGCAAACUGGCCUCAAGCCUUUCUAUCCGUCUGGAGACCUGAAGCUCGAUGUUGUGAGUCCAGUCAAGGGCAUGAACUUCGCCGUGGUUGGGCUCAAGAGUUUGGAAGAAUUGGCCGCUGUUACCUUGCCUGGAACAGAACUCAACUUUUCUCUCGAUGCAGACUGGAACGUCGGACCCUGCUUCAGCAAAUUCUUCGUCCGUAUGCCUGAUCAGGGUGAUGGUGUCAGAAGGCUCCGAACCAGAAUGAUCGAGGGCAGCUUCGAGGAUCCGGCAACUGGAAGUGCGUGCUGUGGCUUGGCGGCAUACUUGGUGUUGCAGGAAGGUAUCCAAGACGGAAAGGUUAAAUUUGACAUCCUGCAGGCUGUUGAGAUCGGAAGACCCAGUGAAAUUGGUGUUGAGAUUGAGGUCAAGGGUGGUGAGAUCAAGACGGUUGUGCUUUCUGGAAAGUCUGUGAGUGUUAUGGAAGGCAAGAUCUUCUACGAAUAG